UCACAGAGUGAGAGAGCGGGCGAAUGAGCCAGCGCCUGUUGCUUGGCUGGUGCUGUUUUUGCUGGCAGUGGGUAGGGUUUGAUCACUGACAACAAACUAUUACAGAUUUUGCUUCUCCUGCUGGCUCCUUGAUCAGCCCAGAAUGAUGGGUUUAACUGCUUCGUCGCCAUAGCAGCCCUCAAUGGAUUGUUCUGAGAAGUUACAAGGAGAGCGAGAGGAUCUGUUUAAACCUGUGCGGGGAAACUGCUUUCUGAAGCUCUGAGCUUUACAGGAUUUUUUGUUUUUUUUGCGCCCCGCCAGCACAGGAAAGAGGAAACUGAAUGACCUUCGGAGCUGCUAGAAUCCAGCUGCCUGUGGAUUAUGGGUACAACUGCCAGCACAGCUCAGCAAACAGUCUCAGCAGCUACGUUUGAGAACGUUCACGGCAACGAGACCAUGGAGGACCGCCACUCGCUUAGCAUCCACUCCUGCCAGACGGUUGGCCUCCACAACAACAAAGCCAAGUCCAUCAUCACCAACAAGGUGGCGCCUGUUGUCAUCACCUACAACUGCAAAGAGGAAUUUCAGAUUCAUGACGACCUGCUGAAGGCCAACUACACAGUGGGGCGGAUUUCAGAGACCACGUCGGAACACUACCUUGUACAGGGGAAAUAUUUUAUGGUCAGAGAUGUAUACAGUAAAUUAGAUGUCUUGAACACUACAGGCAGUUGUGGAGCUCCAAAUUUCCGACAGGCCAAAGGAGGGUACGAAGUGUUUGGAAUGGGACAGCCCAGUCUGAAUGGAUUCAAGCAGGUGCUGCAGAAACUCCAGAACGAUGGGCACAAGGAGUGCAUCUUCUUCUGUGUUCGUGAGGAGCCUGUUCUAUUUCUACGCAUGGAAAAUGACUUUGUGCCCUACACGCCAAGAGGAAAGGAGAACUUGCAUGAAAACCUGCACAGCCUGCAGAGAGGGGUCAAAGUGGACAACAUGGAGCUUGCAAUUCGGAAAGAGAUACAUGAUUUUGCUCAGCUGAGUGAGAACACAUACUACAUCUAUAAUGACAUUGAACACUUCAAAGAUGAGCCACACUCCGUGACCAUCCAGCGCGAAGAGGACAUCCAUGUGAUGGAGGAGGUGUACAAGAGGCCUGUCUUCCUGCUGCCAUUUUACAGGUACCAUCGGCUGCCAUUGCCUGUGGAUGGGGCACCUCUAGAAGCACAGUUUGAUGCUUUCACCAAUUUCCUCAGGGAGAGUCCAAACCUGCUCUUGCUCCAGGACUCCAGCAGACUGCCUCCUGCUUUACUCUUCAGCUGUCAGACUGGCGUUGGCAGGACCAACCUCGCCAUGGUCUUAGGCACUCUGGUGCUUUAUCAUCGCAAGGGGGCAGCACAGAAACAAGACCUUCCACAUCCUGCUAAUACUUUGUCAAGGGACCGAUUUCAGGUUAUUCAGAACUUUAUUGACAUGGUACCAAAAGGCCAACAAAUCGUUGAGGAGGUGGACAGUGCCAUUUCCUGCUGCUCUGAAAUGCAUGACAUGAAGGAAGCCAUCUAUGAGUAUAAAAAGAAAUUGGAAGGGAUUGGAGAAGAUUACCAGAUUCAGGGGAGCAGCACCAAAGAGUAUUUCCUUCAAAGGACUUUGCAGAGCCUUGAGCGCUAUUUCUACUUGAUUGCUUUCAACUACUACCUUCAUGAGCAGUACCCCCUGGCCUUUGCCCUCAACUUCAGCAGAUGGAGGUGUGGGCACCCAGAGCUCUACAGGCUGCAGAUGAACAUGAACCUGUCAGAGCUCACAGUGACGGGGGAACUGAUAACAAAGGGGACGCGAGUGCUAGUGGCGGAUGAGCGUUUCUCCCCAGAUGUGCUCAGCACUGUCAAGGAAAUGAGGGUAGCCAACUUCCGGAGGGUCCCCAAGAUGCCUGUGUAUGGGAUGGCACAGCCCAACUCCAAGGCUAUUGGAAGUGUGCUAAGCUACCUAACUGAUGCAAAGAGGAAGUACUCCCACAUCACCUGGAUAAACCUCCGUGAAGAAGUGGUGCUGGAAGGGAACGAACAAAUCUACACCCUCCGGGAACCUGGGAACCUGGAACAACAGAUUACGGUGCCUGUUACAUCACCUGAACAACUAGAGAAAUUAGAGUCCACCUUGAAGAAUGACGUGCUGAAGUCCCAGAAGUGGCUGGAGGUGUAUCUGGAACAGGAGAAGCAGAUGAAGAUGUUUAAGAGUUGCCUGACCACACAGGAGAUACUUAAUCAGCACAAGAGCACAUGCCAGGGGCUGGUGUACAAACGAAUCCCAAUCCCAGACUUCUGUGCUCCCAAGGAGCAGGAUGUAGAUCGGCUGUUGGAGGCGAUGAAGAGUGCGCUAGCUGAGGACUCUCACACGGCCUUUGUGUUCAACUGCCAUAGUGGCAGAGGGAGAACCACCACAGCCAUGGUUAUUGCAGUCCUCACGCUCUGGCAUUUCAAUGGCAUCCCUGAGAUGAGUGAGGAUGAAAUUGUGAGUGUACCUGAUGCCAAAUACACCAAAGGGGAAUUUGAGGUGGUGAUGAAGGUGGUGCAGCUUUUACCAGAGGGGCACAGAAUGAAGAAGGAGGUAGAUAUGGCACUGGAUAUCGUGAGUGAGACCAUGACACCUAUGCAUUAUCACCUGAGAGAAAUCAUCAUAUGCACCUACAGACAGGGGAAAACAGCCAAGGACGAGAAGGAAAUGCGGAUAUUGCAACUGAGGAGCCUACAGUAUUUGGAACGAUACAUCUAUCUGAUCCUGUUCAAUGCCUACCUGCAUCUGGAGAAGAAGGACUCUUGGCAGAGGCCAUUCAGUGUCUGGAUGCGUGAGGUGGCGGCCAAGGCUGGAGUUUACGAGAUCCUGAAUCAGCUGGGGUUUGCUGAGUUUGAGAACCUAGAAGACAAGUCUCUCUCCAAGCUCCGCUAUCGCUGGCAGGAACAGAGCCGUAGCCAACUUCCAUUCCGAGGAGAGUUCAUUUAGGACCCGACGCUGUGAGGCACCUUAGGAAUUUCUACAUUUCUCCAGACUUGGCUGGUUCUCUUGCUUUUUAUGGGUGGGGGGAGGGAGAAUUUGCCUUAAGGAAAGACUUUGUUUCCAGAAAGAUUGGAGGGGGACGGGACACACCUUAAACUGACUUUAAAAAACAAAAAUUUAUAGUGUUCUGUUAGACACAAUAAAAAAUAUUGUAAAUUAAAUAACAGGUGUCUAAUUGAAAACAUUGUGUAACCUUUUAAAAAUAGCUCUGAAAUGUUUAAAACACAAUCUUCUGAAUUUAGUGAAUGUAUUAGCAGCAAGUGCCAAAUUUUUCAUGGCCUUCCUCACUUUCCCACUAUAGCAGUGCAGUCUAUGCACUAUAUAUAGAGAGAGUCAUAUAAAUGUAAAAGAAUUUGCAGGCCAACUUGGGAUUCGUGAAGAAUCCCGUAGGCACUAGAAUGAGAUCUGGAUUUUUAUGUUUGUGCGUAUUUAUUACACUUUUUAAAAUUAACUUUAUUAACAAACUGGAGGUGUUUGAGUAAAAUAUAAGCCAGGGGUCGGCAACUUUUCAGAAGUGGUGUGCCGAGUCUUCAUUUAUUCACUCUAAUUUAAGGUUUUGCGUGCCAGUAAUACAUUGUAACGUUUUUAGAAGAUU
Mauremys mutica (yellowpond turtle) is the source of this 3616-nucleotide messenger RNA. RefSeq names its product phosphatase domain containing paladin 1 (gene PALD1). The record is from RefSeq and is a predicted model, not a curated record. Lineage: Eukaryota; Metazoa; Chordata; Testudines; Geoemydidae. Bases 361 to 2967 code for a protein of 868 amino acids. The transcript is spliced from 20 exons.